Messenger RNA from Magnusiomyces paraingens, 9618 nucleotides. RefSeq lists its product as uncharacterized. The transcript is spliced from 2 exons. Lineage: Eukaryota; Fungi; Ascomycota; Dipodascomycetes; Dipodascales; Dipodascaceae. The record is from RefSeq and is a predicted model, not a curated record. Gene Ontology annotation, molecular function: GTP binding. Bases 1 to 9618 code for a protein of 3205 amino acids.
AUGGACCGAGUCUCUACUCAGAAACUCCGGUCCUUUUGGACAAGUCUCGAGCGUCACUCUCAUGAAGAUCUUUCUCAAACAACACCAACAACACAUACAACAACAACAUCAUCAUCAACCCCAAUAACAAUCCCAAAUCAUCAACCUCAUCCUUAUGCAUCUUCUUCAUUUGAAAGCCUUCUAAACCCGGCUUAUUCAUCAGCUCCAUCUUCUUUACUCCAUAAUAAUACUCACCAGCUACUUAGACAACGCUCUUCUCAACUCUCGCUACGCUCAGAAACCCCAGCAGUUUCUAUCAAGGAAAACUACUUUGUUCAAUAUGACCAAAAACAUCGAUCCUCUUCAGCUUCCUCUUCUUCUACCACUCAAACUAUCCAAAAUAGACCUUCUAUGGAAUCCUUAGGUUCAAACCAUAGUACAGGCUCAGACCAUCACCAUCAUCCCCACUACUACCCACCACUCUACGGACAACCCACAGCCCCUCCUCUUCCUCCAAAAAGUACAAUCAUCCAUCGUCACCAUUACCUCCCGCCACCACCACAAAAAAAUUACCAACCACCCAUCCGUUACCACCCAAGACCCCCUCCAAAACCUGUCAAGCCCAUGUCUGCAGAGCAGCAGCAGAUUUACUUGGAACAACAAAUAGCCUACCAUCGUCAAAAACAACUCUAUGAUGAUCAACAAAAACAACAAAAACAACAACAGUACUAUCCCCAACCUAAUGGCUCAUCCUCUACCACAUCUACGGUCUCUUCUAUACCCGCAGUAGCCCCGUCAUCCCCUACUAAAAGCGCACUAAAAACUGCAUCGGCUCUAUACCAACAAAACCUCCAAGAUGAUGGUGAGAAACCCUCCUCUCUCUCUAAAAAACCUUCAAUUUUCCGCAGAGGCUCUCUAGGAAGACUCUUGGGCCCACGGGCUAUCGACUCUCCUAAAAAAUCAAAGAAAAACGUCAGCUUUGUCAAAGAAUCACCACAAAUCAUUCAAUACGAAGCACCAUCUCCUGACAUUUCUUUUGCCUCCGAUGCUUCUACGACUAGUACAAACACUUCUGCAGAGUACCAUGAAGCUCAGGAAUAUGACCUAGAAGCCCCACAAACUUCAUUUGCUUCUGCCGGCAGUGGCUAUAACGAUGAUAGUGACGAUUCAAUGUCAAAUGUCCCCGUAUUAGAACCCCCAGAAAUGGUUUCCCCCACUCUCAUGUCUAUCCAACAACAUCAACAAUCCCUCGAAGAAGUUCUUGCUUUUUCACCUUCUUCUUCCCCAACCCGUGCUGAUUCUCUUCGCAGACCACUCCCAGUUGUCCCACAACAAGAAGGCUCUCCAUAUACUGCCAAAUAUCCAAAUCUUUUCCCACAAGAUUCGCCAACAACACCAGUUGCUUCACCUACACGUACUCGACUAGCCCAUCAGCGUCACAUGAGGUCUCCUUCACAGGCUGAAAACCACAUUAAACUGGAAGAUAAUCAGCAAACCCCAUCUCAGCAAAUUUGGAAUACUCCUACUAAUCAUCACUCUAAAAUUAAAAGAGAAGACGAAACUGAUACAGACGAUGCUCAAAGUACACCGGCUAUUGGGUACCUCACUCCAAGUGAGUUCACAUCUCCAAAUAACGAGUACACUCCAGACACACAAUUGCAAACUGACUCAUUUACACCUGGGUCCCAUCACUUCUUCACCCCAAAACAAGAACCCAUGGAAUUCUCAUCUCACCGAAUCAAACAAGAAGAACCCAUGGAAGAACCCAUGGAAGAACCUCGUGUUUCAUCAUCGCCUACCCCUUCAACUCGUCCACGCUUUUCUUUUGAGCCCGAGGAUGCCGAAGAAUACCCCAAAAUUAAACAAGAAGAAGAAGAACAACAAAAUUUCCCCAUACUUCCCCAAGUUCCUCCAUUACCUGCGGCUACAGCUGCUGCUUUUGCAAUCUAUCCGACCGUCGCUGAAUCCCCGGCAACGACAGUGGAUUCGGACCAAUUGCUUCAUGAAAACCAUUUUGGCUUUGGAUCGCCUAUGCAAGGAGAAGAUGAUCAAGAAGAAGAAGAUGAUGAGUACGCCUUAAACCCAAUGGUUUUACCUCCCCUUCGAGACAUGUCUUUAUCCCGCCACGGAUCUCUAUUAGAGUCACAGCGCCAGAUUUCAACCCAGAUUCAUGUUGUCCGCAAUUCCGCUUCCCCUAGGUCUUCUCCCUCUGCACACUCGCUCUUAUCUACUGAUCACCACGGUUCUGCAUCUUCUUCAACAGAUGACUUUGCGCGUCGGUCAGUUUCCGAACGUCGACGCUCGCUCAUGGAUGAAUGGAAACGCAACUCUCUUCAAGGUGCACUCCCAGCCCCUGAUCUUCUCCAGGAGUCUGCCGGGUUGAAUCGCGAAAGCGAGUGGUCUGAUACCGAGGAAGAUUACAACGGAGAAGACGAGCGCUCACCAACAAUUAAAACUGAAGAUGAAGAUGAGGACCCUGAUGCAACUUUCCAAAGACCAUCUCCAUCGUCCCCAGUUUCUUCACCAGUUACAUCCCCAGCUCCCAUGGUUCUUGCCACUUCUACCCCUACAACUGCCCGUGUUUCUUCUACUUCUUCGCCAUUGAUAAACACUGGUGUCCACAAGAAAAUUCCCAAAUCUCUUUCAGCAAUGUUUGCAACAGCUGUUGCUUACGCUGCUGCAAUCAAAUCUACAAAGUCCCCCAAAUCUGCUGUCAAAACACCUGUCGUUGUGUCGCCAGGAUCCAUGUCACCUCCAGUCAAUCCAGAACGUGCGUCUACUGUAUUUGCUUCGUCUAAUGACAAUUCGCAAACUUCAUUGCCUCAGGAACCUAAACAAACACGGUUAACAUCACCAUUACCAGCUCCAUCACCAUAUGUACAUAAACAUGUCGACUCUAUGGCUACCGACUUUGUUUUUGAGCCCACAGACGAGGGGUCUAUGGCUUCGCAAACUCCAAGACUGGACAAUUAUCAAGAUCAAGAUCAAGAUGACGGACACCAUCAUCACCACAGUUCACACAACAUUGCUACAGCUAUUACAACCCCUAGCAUCACGGAUAUCCCAGGAAUUAUGGGCACUCCUCAAAUACCUGCUAAUGUCAAACAAGAGCCUGUGGAUGAAAACAACCAUAUUUACAAUCAAGUAAACUCACCACCUUUGGGUCAUUCAUCGCCCCUUGAACCGCGCAUCAAAACUGAGCCUGUGGAUGAGGACAACCAUAUUUACAAUAAAGUGAACUCACCGCAACCUUUAGGUCUUUCUUCACCCCUUGAACCUCGCAUUAAAACUGAACCUGUUGAUUCGUCUUCGCCUGUUGUUCAUGGGGUUGUUUCCGAACCUGCUGUUGUCACGUCAACACCAUCGCCUCCACCACAACCCAUCAAGCGCGAGCGUGUGUCAAUGCUUCUCUCGCCAGACGUAUUUUUCUCAGAACCUUUAACUAGCCCGUCCGUGACGUCGCCAAGUUCUUUCACAUCACCUAAUUCCCCUCAUAAUAAUCACUACACAAGCGAAGAAGAAGAUUCUGGCGAAUAUCAAGAUGACAACUACGACAACGGCAUCAAUGGCACCCCCACAUACAAACGAACCCUUGUGUCAUCUGAGUCUCAGCACAGACUAUGGUCGCCGGCAACACCACACUCGCCAGCUCUUGACUCUGAAAUCAGUGGCGAUAACACUACUGAAUUUUUGGGACCCAACGGACUAGAAACCACAAGUCAUAUAUUGCCCGACGUGAUGGAUUCACCGACUUCGGCGUCGCCCCACCUCCGUCAUUCGUUCCUGGGGUCGCCUGAAGUCUCCGAACGCAGACACCAUCGUCCAUGGGCUCCUGUAUAUGUUCCUGGCACUCAGAUGGCUAUUGAUGAAGAAAAAGAAAUUAAGCAAGAAGAGGAUGACGACGGCGUACCGGAGAAGCAGGUCUUUGUGCCUGUUGUAGAGUCUGUGCAAGAGUCUGAGAAUGAAGAGUAUAAACCUUUUGGUCUUGCGGAGCGGGACUUUGAAUCGCCUCUGCGCAAAAGACGAUACACCCCAUGGGCUCCCGAGGCCGCUUCUCCAAGCAAAUUGGCCGCAGACGAUUCGUUUGCUGCUGCUGCUCGUUUGCCUGUAGAGCUACCUGUGGAUUACCCUGAUAUACAUGCAGGUGAACGUUAUCCUGAGGGGUCUGAAGAUGAAGAAGUGGGUCUUAAUGAUCAAGCAGUGCCCGAGGUGCAAGAACCUCAAGACAGCGACAACGAAGAGUUGCCGGUAGAGCCGGUGACUGAUAUACCCGAUAUUGAUGCACAGGUACCUGAAACUCUUGCUGAACCUGUUUCUGAGAUUCAUGUUGCAGUUCCCGAACCUCCUGUUGAAGCCUCUGUACUUGCUGUUACUUCAACUUCUGUUGAAGUUCCCGCGCCUAUUGAUGUUUCAGUUCCCGUUGAAGUUUCUGUGCCUUCUGGUGUUUCAACUCCUGUUGAAGCCUCUACGCCUGUCAAUAUCUCAACUCCUGUUAAGGUGACCACCUCUAUCAGUUCUUCAACUCCUGUUAAAGUGUCCUCAUCGGUUGCUUCUCCACGUCCAGCUUCUCCUUUGUCACCUGUCCAAUCUUCCACCAAUCACACGCCUAUUCGUUCGCCUCUAAUUCAGUCGCCUGCAAAGACUCCAGAAACAUGCACGCCAGAGCAGUCCAUUAUGGAAUCUCCCGAGCAUCUUUCUGUUUGCCCCCAAGGCACUCAAUUUCCUGCCCAAGAACCUGCUGUCCACUCUCCCUCUGAUGCUAUUGCUCUUACACCUAUAAAACAAGAACAACUACCUUUCCUUGAAAAGUCCCAUAUUGCUUCUCCAUCCUUACCUUCUACUCCCAGAACGCCAAUACAAACACAGUUGGCUUCGCCCUUUGAUCAGUCGCCAUCACAAUUCACGAAUGAGAAAGUCCUAGCAAGCCCCACUGUGGAGAUUAAACGGGAAUUGCGUGACAAUUCCACACCAACAGUGACAGAACAAACUCCUUCUCUUCUUUCUAAAGAGCCUUCUCCUAUCGACGACACUAUCCCUGCUGAAGCCCCUGCAAACAACUCCUGGGAUGAUAUCGCGCCGGCGCUGGCCGCUUCACUUACUUUCACUCUUGCCGAUGAGGAAGAGCAGGCUCGUGCGGCGACCCCCACCGAAACUAAGUACGAAUACAAGAGUUUGGACCCUGGAUCGCCUGCCAAAAACUCAAAGUUUGGUAUCCCUGACGAGCCCGCUGCUAAUUCAUCUGCCCUGCUUUCAAAACCCCUUGUUCAUCGCCGCAGCCGCAGCGCCGGUGACGUUGAUCGUGUUUUGUUUGAAAACCAGGUUGCUGCGUCGCUCGGAUCUGUGCUGGAUUUCAAUUUCGAUGGCUCGUCAGAGAACUUGCCGCUACCCCCAGCCGCACCGUUUGCCAUGGACUCUCGUCCCGUGUCAUUCCCUGCUUCUGCUUCUGUUGCGGGUAGUUCUGAGAGUAUAGUCUCUUUCACCACAGACGAAAACGGAUCGGUGUACCGAACCCCUGACGAGCAAUCUGAGGUCUCGGACCAGUCUGAGGCCGCGUUGUCAGUGUCUCAUCAAGACGAUUACGAUUAUGAAAACGAAGCUACUGUGGAGGAGCCUCCUGAGGCAAGCGUUCCUGAGACAUUGCAAACCUUGUUGCCUAAGCACGUUGAUACUCCCUCUACAACCAUUUUCUCUUCGCCGCCAACAUCGUCUUUAAGCUCCCCAGGCAAUGAAGACGAAUCUACAACCUCGCCUGUUUCUCCAGAUCGCCCUGCAACUAUCAUUGACGAUUCGUCAUCUGCUGCAGCCGUUGCCUCUGCUGCCACAACUACUUCUGCAGCCACCACGGCUUCUUUGGAACCCCGUUCGCCUGUUCCGUUAUCACAGCUCCCCGACUUGGCUGAGUACUCUUUAUCGCUGGGCAGCAGUAUGAGUGAGUUUCCCAUUUUUGAUGCCACUAACUCAGCGGCUGCCACAGAAGCCCUGCUCAGUGCGCAGCCGUCGGCCUCAGGUAAAGCCAUAUUUUUCCCCCACCAUGGCCGCGGGUUUUCUGCAGACUUGCCUGUCAUUGAACCGCUUAAAAUUGAAACAACAACAGCAACAAGUCAUAAAUCACCGCUGGCCACUUCAUCAAUAACUCAACAAACAGUCUCUGAAGAAGAAGAAGAAGAAGUCGACAAUGAUGGCGACGAUGAUGACAACGGCGACGAUAAAUAUCAGGUGCCUAUUCCUGUGAUAUUUCAUGAAAAGCCUGAUGAACAACUGCCUGAACUACACUUGCCUGUUCCUGAGAUUGUGUUUACGCCGGCCCCAGAGUCGGAUACUCAGAGUAUUAGUGAUACUGUGUCCUCAUUUCCUGUCAUCAAGCAAGAUGAGGAACACUAUGUUGAGCCUUAUGUUGAACCCAAGGUUGAAACUAGUUUUGAACCUCAAGUUAAGCAAGAGGAAGAGUUUGUUUACGAGACUACCCCUGAGCAUGUGAUCAAACAAGAAGAGCAUGAGCCGGUCAUCAAGCAGGAAGAUGAGCUGCCUGUUGUAGACCUUGUGCCUGUGGAUGAGGUUGUACAAACCGAGCAGAACCCCGUGGAUGAGGUUGUGCAGACUGAACAACAACAAGAGAAUGCAGGCAACGAGUUGCCGCCAAAUCUUUCUGUAAUCAAGGAAGAAUCGCACGAGUUUAGUCCUUCUGAAACAAACCUUGCUGCUCCUGCUUCUCCUUCUGCACUAAUGCAUGAAGCUAGUGUGCCUGCCCCUGAAAAUGGGCUAAUCACUCAGCCCAAGAAUGGAGUUUUCCCCCCUACUCCGCUUGAUGCUUUGCCAACAAGCAAGUCUGGUUCUGUAACCACCAGUGUUUCUCAAGAACUUUCUGCUGUGAUGGACCAAGUGUCUAUCAAGCAGGAAGCCAUGACUUACGAUCGAAAAUACUCCGUGGCCGAGUCUGCACACUCGGAUAACUCUUACGAUACGCAACCUCUCAAUAUUUACAAGCGCUCGUCUCAGCAAUCGUCAGUCGGCGAGCUGGGUUACAAGGAUGCAGACGCAUACGAUGCUAUGCUACCCGAUGCACAUGCCAGCAAUGAGGACGAUGGGUUUUCUGAGGAUGAGGAUGAAGAAGAGGAAGAGGAAGAGAUUCAAGGUGAGCCUUCGAUUGUUGCCGCUGAUACCAGUCUCAAGGUACGUCGCAGUUUGGCACCCGAUGACGUUGCUCGAUUUUCAUUUUCUAGCAAGAUGCUGCGCGAGUCGUCCAAAGCUUCAGUGCUUUCUCAUGGCCGAAAAGCAUCAAUGCCAUUUGCAAACGAAGAGCCUUUCCCUUCUUAUUUCCAAGAAUCUUCGCUUACUGAUCCAAGCAACUACCCACUGGCUGCUGCUGCUGCCACCGCGGCAGCUAUUUCUUCGCCAUAUACCCCGCGUGCACGUGCAUUCUCCGGGCAGUCAGCGCACUCUGCAAUAUCUUUCUCUGGCAACAGAUACCCACCUAUACUUGGCACGUCGGUAACCUUACAUCCAUCGAGUGCAGCCGGUGCCACGGCCGGAACGUCUACAGGCGUGUCAACAGCUGGUGGAAGAUCGUUUUCAAGUGCGAGCCACAAUGAAUCUUUGGGGCUUGCACCACCAGUUGUUUCCAAGAAACAAGAUGAGCUUGCGCCGCCGUUGUUGUUGUUUGACAUUGAUGAUGUUGCUUUCGAUUCAGAGUCUAUUUUCAAUGACCUUAACAAAGAGUUUGACAAGAUGCUUCAAAGUGAAGAUGAUUCACCAAAGCCAGAAAUGCAAAAGGAUAAACGUCACGGGUACCACGUCCGUGAAAAUAAUAAUUUGGUGGUGGCUUCUGCUCAGCCAAAGUCUCAUUCUGUUGCUGUUACUCCUGUCGGUGCUUCCGCAUCGCCCUCUUCAGGGGCAGCUCACCCUGAUUCAAGGCGCAAGGUCAGCGGCCAAGUUCUAAACUAUGUCUCAUCUCGUCUAACUGUUAGCUCACCUCCUUCUGUCACCCUUACCACACCCACUUCUAAUAUACACAACUCACAACCCCAACGGUCUAAAUAUCAGUAUGUUUCAGAUGCUUCUGCUGCUGCUGCUGUUGCGACAGCUAAAACUCACACUCCCAAUGGCCGUCCGCUACCGACUCCCGAAACUUCUGGGCAGUAUCGCAAAACAUCGCAAGCCUUUGGCGAUGACAAUGGUCGGUUGUUUAUUCGCAUCUUGGGUAUCAAGAACAUUGAGGGUCUUCCUGACAUUGAGUCGAAGAAUGCAAAAGUGGGAAUGGUUCUUGACAAUGGGUUACAUUCAGUCAUAACACCAUAUAAGCCGCUCCACCAAAAAGCAACACCAAUAAACCAGGAGUUUGAACUGGUUGUUGGCGGCAACCUCGAGUUUAUCUUGACUCUCAAGGCCAAAUGGCCCAAGGUUGAGGAACACCAUCUGCAACCGCAACAAAACCUGAAGUACACGUCGCACUUGGCUAACAAUACGGCCAUGUCUUCUGGGGGUUCUUCAGCCACUCCUGCCGCCUCUGGAAAGCGUCUUGGGCUAUCUAAGAUUUUUAGUCGUACCAAGGAAGAAAAGCAACGGAUCCCACAGUAUCCCAAAACUAUUUUGCAGAACAAAACGUCCAUGUCGACGAUUGCGUCCGGGACGUCAUCGUUGCGCUCUUACGGCUCACAGUACUCGCGUGCUGCUGGCGACUCAUGGUCUAAUUAUAUGGCCCAAGACGGGUCAUUUGGUCGCGCAUAUGUUUCUUUUGCCCAGUUUGAACCUGAUGUGUAUGGUACCCCACGCACCUACGAAAUUCCUUGUUACAAUGAGUGGACAAUUAUCCCCACUUACUCAGGAGUCGGCGGGCCUGCUCCAGAACCACUACGCUCUGUGUCUGGGUCGUCGCAGCAGACAAGCUACUCUUUGUCGCGUCGCAAGACGCCAUAUCCUAUUGCUAUGCUCGAAUGCCAAAUGCUUUUUAUUCCGCGUGGUACCAAGGGCGAGCCUUUGCCGAGCUCCAUCAAGUCGGCUGCUGCCGAACUUGACUUUGUACGAACUCAGAUCCGUCUCAAGGCCGAGUAUGAACGCGAGGAAAAGAGACUAGAGGAUGAAGCCAAGCGGGUUUCUGGAACAAUCGUCAAGAGUAACUUGUCGCAGCUUGGAGGAGACUGUAAGCACUGGCGGUGCCGGUACUUUAAGCUGAAUCCAACAACGUUAACGGCAUUCAGUGAGAGUUCGCACAAGCCUCGUGCGGCCAUCAACCUUAAGAAGGCGGUCAAGGUAAUUGAUGACCAGGAGACAUUGGUGGAGCCUAUGACAAUUGUUUCCGCUCACAGCGGGCGCACACACCACCGGCGAUCUGCAUUUGCAGACCACGACCAGGGCUCUGCACACGUUGCAGAAGGAUUCCGACUUAAGUUUAGUAACGGCGAGAUUAUUGAUUUCUAUGCCGAGUCGGUCUCUGCCAAGGCUCGCUGGGUUGCAGAGCUACGCAGAGUCAUUGCAAACUACAAGGAAAACAUUGCUGUGGAUGAGGACAAGAGACAAAAACUGAGAGAGCUGCGCAAACAACGACGCCACUUUACAGUUAAGCCGUGGAUGGAGCAAGUGUUUGCAGUUGAGCAGGAGCAAGCUGCAGAGCACAAUGGUUCGUACGGUAAUUACGAAAGAUGA